Molecule: messenger RNA, 1536 nt
Organism: Leptosomus discolor (cuckoo roller)
Lineage: Eukaryota; Metazoa; Chordata; Aves; Leptosomiformes; Leptosomidae
Source: RefSeq, a predicted model, not a curated record
UACGGGGCUAAAGCGCUGGACAGGGUCCUCUCCACUAUCCUCAGCCACACGGAGAACAGAGUUCCUGUGCCCAAGAGCUAUGACAGAGGGGAGGCCGCGUUCUUCCACGAAAUGAAGCAAGGUCUCAUCUCUGUGGGGAUCUGCUGCAAUCAGCUGAAGUAUGGCACAGUCUCGGUGGAGAAAGACUGCUCCAUCACCAAGUUCCUGAACCGCAUCCUGGGUCUGGAGGUGGACAAGCAGAACAUGCUCUUCCAGUAUUUUUCUGACACCUUUGACUACCUGAUUGAAAAGGACAAGAAGGAGGGCAAAUACGACAUGGGCAUCCUGGAUUUAGCCCCAGGAGUGGAUGAGAUCUAUGAGGAGAGCAAGGAGGUCUUCCUGACCCCUGGGCACCCGCAGGAUGGGCAGGUCGUGUUCUAUAAGAUCAGUGUUGACAGAGGCUUGAAGUGGGAGGAGGCUUAUGAGAAGUCGCUCAAACUGACAGGAUCCUUCGAUGGGUUCUACCUCUCCUACAAGAUGCGAGGCUGCAAACACACCUGUCUGCUGGCAGAGCAGAGCCACGGGAAGAACUUCAUCCUCUACAAGCCAAACAUCGGGAAGCAAAGCCAGCCGGAGAGCCUGGACAGUCUGCAGAAGAAGUACCGGCGGGUGCUGCCCGAGGAAGCCAAGGAGCACUGGGAGAGCAGCUACGACUUCUCCUUGAAGAAGUGCAACCACGCUGUCUGGAACAAGAGCUGCAAGCUGAUCCAGGAGGGGAAGGAGUGCUUCCAGGGCAUGCGCCUGCGCCACUACUACAUGCUGUGCGGGGCCCUGCUGCGGGUCUGGAGCAAGAUCGCCAGCAUCAUGGCAGACAUCACCAACACCAGCUACCUGCAGAUCGUCCGCCUCAAGACCAAGGAGAAGAGGAAACAAGUCGGGAUAAAGAUCCCCGAGAGCUGCGUCCGUAAGGUGCUGGAGGAGCUGAAGCAGAUGGACGAGAACGUGAAGCGAAAGCACAACCGGCUCCUCCAGGCCCAAGAGCAGAGCCCGCAGUUCUCCCUGCCGCUGCCCAUCCUGUCACAGCCCCUCGACCUCACGCAGAUGGGACCCGGGGUCCCCCCGCCCAGGCACUCCCUGCGCCAGGACGAAAUCCUGGACUUGACCUACAGCCCUCCCACCGACAGCAUUCCCGACGUGGUGAUGAACCCAGAGCACAGCGCCUUGUGCUUCGCCUCGGAGCCCAUUCUCCAGCCGCCCCAGCAGCACGGGUUGCCCUUCAGCUUCAGCCACCCUUCUGCCUUCAAGAGCCCGGCCCCCGUCCUGGAGGGCAGCCUGCCCCUGAGCUCCCCGCUGCUUGAGCACCUGCCCCUGCCGCACCCGGGACCCUUGCAGACACCGCAGCACCAGGAGGAUUUUGUCCAACAGGACGGGAAUAUCAACUUUAGAGAGAUCCUGGAGGACAUGCUGAGGACGUUGAAUGGGGCCCCCCAGGAGAACCUGCUCCCCCAGGAGCGCCAGAGCGUGAUCCAGUUCAGUGGGCCUUUCCCAGACUGCUGA